Molecule: messenger RNA, 15606 nt
Organism: Amoebophrya sp. A120
Lineage: Eukaryota; Dinophyceae; Syndiniales; Amoebophryaceae
Source: the annotation of a GenBank genome assembly
GCUCAAACACAAAAAGCAGGCAUUCGCAUUUUUGAGAGCAAGGGUCUGUCAUCAACCCGUUCUCUUUUCGUUUGACCCUGCUUCGUAGUUGAUCGCGCAGCCGUUUUAUUUAAGGCUGAGAUGCAGGAAUUCGUUCAUCUUUCUAUAAGAUUUUACGAAUGAAUCCCUCGCGCCCCGUGACACUUAGCAGGGUGAACGCUCCUUAAUUUUUUUUUUCAGAUGCGAGCACAAGAUGCGAAAAUGAAAAGGAGAAUCAUUCAACAUUGAGCCUGCAGGUCCAAAACUAGUGAAGCAUCUCCUAGAUUUGAUCUCCCGUGGCCCAUUCGUGUAAUUCUUUUUACCCCCCCUUAUUUCGACAUGAUAGCACUCCUUCUUCUUGGUGAGUAGUUUUUGGCUGUGAUUGGUACAGACGCGGCGUUUGGUCACACACAAAUUCCUGCGGCUAAACAUUAUUCUUCUUGUCUGUUUUUUGGUCGGCUCCGUCUCCCUGUCUGUUUUUUAAGAUUUCCUCCCGUUGGUAUUGGUUUACUUUUGUUUUCAUCUCUACAACUACGCUACGAGUUUUCAGUGACGAAUGUAUGAAGGCGCAUACUUUUCAUUUUUCCAUCGUAUUUCAAGACUCUCUGUAAUAGACCUGCAGAAGAUUAUAACCCGUGAAAGAUUCAUCUCUGCUUUAUUUCCAAGAAGAAAAGAAGAGACAUGAAAAAGGCGACGGAGCAGGUCACUUUCUUCACUAGGCGUCGACAGUGAAAAGCAAAAAAUGCAAGAACAGUUGCCCCUCCUUGUCCCAGCUAAUUUUGCAGCGCUCGGUUAUCUUCGCGAGGAGCCGCGCCGCGCCCGGGAAAAAAAAUAUGUUCCGGUGGGUCGCGGUCUUCCCGAUCUGGAUCAGGAGCAGAAUAGCAAGAACCGAGGAGUUGGCUCAUUCCCGUAAAGAAGACAAGAAUCCGGCGCGGAUUUAAAGACAUGUAACAACUUCUACAUUAUUUACCGAAGCGGGCUCUGGCUUCUGCGGAUUUGUUUCUAAGUAAAGCGAGAAGAAGAAGAACAACAAAAUCCGCAGCGAGAACGGGAAGGGAUGUUGAAGCGUCCUGACGUUACAACGCCCCACAUGUCGCGUCGACCCGUGCGGAGUUCAAGUCUCGCGAGGCGGGGGAAAGCCCGGGCGUACUUUGACCAAUCGUCUACGACGUGCCGGGAUGUAGCUGGCCUGGCGCGCCUUGUCCACCGACUACAACCCACGAAGAGAGCUGUAGUUUAUUUCCCGCUACCUCUCUACGCGCCACUACUAUUCCUACUACUUCUACAUUUGGGCGGGUUGACGACACUAACGCAGAUAUUUUUCCCUGUCAGCGAUGACGACGACCGGCCUGGGUCGACGUCGUCGACGACGGCGUCAGGAAUUUUUAAUCUGCCCCUCGCCCAUGCGGCGCUGUCCGUGCCAUCCGGCUACGAGUCCCUCAUGUUCGACAUCCGAGACCGUGUGCUGGUGUCGGAAAGAGACCUGGAGAAACCGAAAGCCGACCGGGUCUGCUACGCACUGGGGACAAAUAGAGCUGUUGUUCAUCUAGUUCUCUACGAUCAUCAUAAGAAAGUGGUAAGUAGUUCUUUUGUACGCAGCCUGGUGGUCCUGUAAAAACCGCUCCUGGAUAGAGUACCAACAUGCGGCCUAAUCGUAGUAGCAUCCAUCUUGUAAAGACCCUCUACGUGGUAGUCCAUCACUUUUUGCUCUCGUGUGGUCUUCCAGUAAAUAAGUGCAUGAAAUAAAACUACCCCCCUUUCGAAGAUGAGUGCGGGCUUCAUCCUCGAAAACGGUUCUACACGUGCAACGGACGGCAAGCCUUGAGUGCAGCAAGUGCACAGGCAGAAAAUUUCGAAGGAACUGCAAGAGCAUCAUGCAUUUUUUCUGUAUCGAUAUCGAACUGAACAACAAUCGUUCUGGAAUGUCUCAGUUGCAUAAGAUCUCAUCAACGGAGGGACCCUAUUGUCUUCCGAACACCCAGCACUUUCUCGGGGAUACGGUAUUGCGUACUAGGGUUGUUUGUAGUUUCUUUUUGUUACGAUUACCCAACAACCAUGCAAUGGAUGUCCAAUGCCGUUUGCCAAUCCUAGGCCUAUCUUCACCACCAUGGCACUCUAUGUGAAGCGGACAUGGAGACAGUAUUAAUCUGUAUCAACCUCCCAGGUGCUCUCCCGGCGUCUAUUCGGUCCGGAAGCGGUGGCCGACGCGUUAAAGACUCUGAACGAGUACUUGCAAAAGCAUUCCGACGAGCUGUUUCAGAAGUAUCGGCAGAAAAUGAAGAAGGCCGCCGCGAGUAGCGCCGCGCUGCCGAACGGGAAUGCUGGCAGCAGUGCCACGAAGUCUGGGGCCGCCAAAGACCAGGGCGCUCUUGCUUCUGGCUCGGGCUCCUCUUCGAGUAGAAAUCAGGUCACAAAACUCUCCAGUGAAGGGAGCGGAAUAUCAAAUGCGAACAAGGGCAAGGAUCUAUCCCAAGCUGAAGCUCCUGCAACCUCGCAAGUGGAGCUGGACUCUUCGGGGGGCGGUCGGUUCGAUGACAUGAUGAAGACCAUUUUUCCGGAGGGACUCGAAGCCACAAACGUUACUGUGGAGGACCUCGGUAUCCAGAGUGAGCUUAUUUCUGCCAUUGUUCACGAUGAACUUGAACAUGAAAUGCACAAACUACACUCUUGCAUUUAGAUUAAAAAUUGCGUAAAUUUACUAUAAGCAGCAUGACAAUUGGUGUCGGCUUCUGAGGGGCUACUUCUAGUAGAUGAAGUUUGUUGUGGUUUUUGUACCGUAUGUAGUCCAACGGCGGGAAUAAGUUUGUACUCCUGCACACUCGACGCCGCGAUGCAAUUGAUGCAGUUGAUGGAGGGUGCGUUUCCGGAAUCCGAUUGGCCGGCGAUGCGGGAGCAGCUGGAAGGGGUCAAGGAGAAGCUGCGCUUGAGAGAACAAGCGAAGCAAGCGUCUUCUGCAACGUCCAAAACUACAACCGGCACGACCGCAAGUGACCACAGCGGAGAUCAGACAGCCGGCGCCUCAAACGACCAAGGGACGAACAAUGCGAGUGGUUCGUCUGCCAGUAGUUCCACAGAGAGCAAGAGAGAAAGGGUGAAGACGGAAGACGUGGUGGAUGGCGACGAAGAGGGCCUGUUCGGCAACAAAACUGCGGAAGAAGAAAUCGACGCGCCAAACGGGAACAAUAGACCUACACAGUCCUCCUCGUCCACACAGGAAGGCGACAACGCAAAUGCCGCCGGAGCGGCUGACGAGCAGGGACGAGAAGAACCGACGGAGCAGGGUCAUACUGCUACGCAAACUCCUAAUGCUGGUGCAGGUUCGGAUAGUGGUCGUGCAGAUACCAGCGAGUAUGAUAGUGGUACAGGAUCUGGUUCUGGUGCGCAUCAAGAAACAGAACCACCUACGGGCUCUUCCAGUCCGCAGGACCAAGGAACGUCGGCCCCAGGAGGCGUCCCCCCGCCGGGAGAACAAGAGGCUGGCAGUGGCGGAGGCAGCGGCGCCCCUACGUCAGGAGGUUCUUCUCCUGCCACGACGGCCUCUGAGCAAGAAGACCAGCCCCCACCUGCAGGAACUACGGGAACACCACCGGGUGAAAACAGUCCGACGGAAGCAAGUACGACUGCUACUGCUACUACUCCACCAGCAGCGGAGAGCAAUGGCGCUGUUGUUGCCACCACGACCAGUAGUAACAUAGAGGAGAGUUGGCGAACCUCCGAAGACAUGCAACUGCUCCGCGAGCAGGCAUACUUACUGACGGACAACCAGAAGCGGAAGCACAACGAUUACGAGCACCGGCGGACGAACGAGACGCUGACUGAUUGGCGCUCGGAAAAGCGCGCAGAGUUGUUCAAGUACGAACAUGAAGGGCACUACGACAAUAACCACUUUCAGCAGCAGGAAAAACGCGCUGUUUUUACGGACGAGUUUACACACACCAACCCGACGGCGUUCAUGCGGUUUAUGGAACUCUCACACGUUUUAUUUACAUUGAUCACUGGUGCAGGAUUUGUGUAGUUUGUCAUGCAAAAUCACUACGACCAGCCACAGGCACAGCCACCACACGAUUACUUCGCAUGGAAAAUUUUUCCUCUUGCGCCAAAUCAAUACCCGGGAAAUCCUUGCAGAAGCUGUAAUGCAAGACCUACGAGCACAAGCGAAGCUGAGCUCCCCCAUUUAGUAACUUUUGCUCUACUUUUUGCACCUUCGCAAAAUCACGUUGUUUAUGGAUUGCCGCGUUUGUGGUUUCAUCGGUCGCUUUAGCAUGAUGACAACAUCAUGUAGUUAACAGCGAUCAGUGCUGUCAGCACGUUUGAGAACGGCAUACGUUUUACCGCACAGAAGUUCCCGGGAAACGCGUUUGAUGCGCAACUGAAGAAGAGCAGCGACAUGUACAGCCGCAUGAAAACCAGGAACACGUUUGGCAGCAGUUUGUGGAAGAGGGCCACGCACGAGCACCCGCUCCUGGAGGAGGGCCACAUGCCCGUCUUAAACAAUAUGCUGACCAUGUUGAGCGAGGCCUCCCGGAAGAGUUCUGGUAAGAUUCUCGGUGGUGGAGACACCGGCUUCGACUCCGCAGAAAACGUAAAUGUCCGACUGCUCGAGGAACCCGAAGACCGCGCGGACGUGCGGCUGUUGGCGCGUUAUCUCUGGCCCCAGUACCGAUCCCUGAACAACAUUUUCGAGCGCGCCGGCUACAACUACCUGAGCAGCGUACCACUUUCUUGCGACUUGACACCCGUUUUUUUUUUUUCGUAAAGGUGCUGUCUACUAAUACUUCUGCUUUUCAGUGCGUUGUGCUAAAUCUAUAUGAGCUCCAGGUACGAUAGAUAUGAGAAUUAAAAAUCACUCAACUACUUAAAUUUAAAUACUUCAGGAUCGCGAGGACGUGAAGCCGACCCAGCAAUCCCGCGAGUCCGUGUUCGCGAUUGAGAGCAAAUAUAGCCGGAAGGAGGACUUCCCUCCCACCAGCAACCAGGUGCAGCACCCCUUCUGCUACGAUAACUCCUGUUUGGAGCGGGACCUGGUCGGGAUCCCGGAGAACGAAGUCUUUCUGGACGAAAUCCAGGGCAAGCUGUACGAAACCGAAUACCGGUAUUCGCGACCAGAGUUCCGCGCGAAGCAGUUGACUCCGACGACGAAGUUUUUCGGCGCGCAAAAGUACUACAUCCGCUUCGGCCCGCGUAACCACUUCCGGAAGGGGCUUAGGCACAAACACUUGCAACGGCAUUGGCAGUACAGCGGUAUUACUGCAUCCGCCGCGGCACCGCGGGUGGAGGACCAGCAGUCUUCAGUUGUAGAUACUGCAGGCGGGGGUGAUGCUGCUGCUGCACGGGACAUAAAUGUGCAAGAUGAAACACAAACUGCAUCAUCCCCGGCCGCGUCAACAACUUCUAGUCCCUCUACUUCAACUUCCGUAAAACCAAAGCACCUGGAUAUUACACUGAAAAAUGCCCCCACCCCAGGACUUCUUGCGAGCAUUUGUAUUGCAAACCUUUGCAAUGGGAACAACCAUCCCCGUCUUACUAUAGUAUCAGCAUCACAAAUUUGCCAUGCUGAAAGGCUCAAAUUUGUGCUGCAAAGGAGCCCACCGGCCGGCGGAUCUGUUAUGCAAAAGAUACCUUGCGCGUCUAGAUUCUAUCUGCAUCAGGAGGGCUCGUGCUUAGUCCUUUCAUGCAAGACAAAAAGACUUUCAUUUGAAAACCUUAUGCAUGAGAAACUUUUGCAAAUUCCAGGGUGUGCGCAUUUUUCAUCGUAGUACUGGACCCUCAAUUGUCGACUUUUUACCUGGCGAACCUACAGGAGGACCUGUCCUAUUGAAAGGAAAAACUCCCCCUCCCCACAUCAAAACGGAAUUUCUGAUGCUGGAUUUGUGUACACAAAUCAGCUAUGUAUUGCAGAGAGACAUUGCGGCCAGAUCCCCUGGCUAGGUAGGGGCGUAUUGGUCUAGUUGUUCAGCACGGCAAACGGCUCCCCUUUAGGCUGAACAGCAUGAGAAGUCGACUCCAUAAUAGGGCGGAAGCUUCUGCCCUUGUCUUCUUGCAAGACAAAUCUGAUUUGUGACCCCAAAUCAGCAACACAAAUUUUCGAAAACAUACCCUUUCAAUAUGGGGAGGGGGGAUUUUUCUUCACAAUAUGUCCACGCAGAUGCUUUACCACCGCGGGUACGUGCACGGGAUGACCUUCGAGGAAAAACUCAGCCGCUUUUCCGUCGACCGCACGUUUUUGCGGUGGAAACCCAAAGAGCCGACGGAGCAUUCGAUGCUGGACCGCGACAAUGCUGAGCAGUGGCAGGGGAAGGAGUACUCGAAGGAGCUACCAAACCAGAACGCGGUCCUGUCGCUCUUCUCCACGAAGACGGCAACCGUGACGGAAACGGUUCGACUUCCGACGAAACCUGCGGUUGACCAAUUGCGAGACAGCAAAAAGCUCGAGCGCCGUCUGCUCGACGAGUUUUCGCAAGUGCUUUUGCGCAAGCGGGCGGACAUCGUGGAGAUGCAGAAGAAGGUCCAGGCGUUUGGACCGACCGACUUGCUGGAGAACGCGGGGGCUGGCAUGCUGCAACGGCUGCAGACACUGGAACGAGACCUGGCGGACCAAGAGCAAAAGUACGCCGCGUUUGCACUGGGGUAUGUGGCAGAAGCCGGACCUACUGCAUCUUUUUCGCAGCCGACUUCGCUCGACAGCUUGAUCGCUUUGAAGCAGUUGCAGCAGAGUAGCAGUUCUAGUACUUCCUCCGCUGGUGGAAGUAGUAGUACUACGACAGCAACAAGUGCAUCAUCCUCCUACUCUCCGACCGCUUUGUCCUCGAACAUCACAAUCGUGAACAGGUUGAGAGAGGCGAGCUACUACGAGAACAUCGCGGCGUUUCCGACUCUGAGGGCGCUCGUGGAGAAGAGCAAAACGGCCGAGUCGACGAAGUUCGUGGCGGAAGCGGAAAAGAUGGGUGGAUCAAUUCAACCAAAGAACGGAGAUGGCGCGCCAGAGCGCCUGGUGGUGGAUGACCAAGUCUUUGUCUCGAACAAGGCAGAGCGCAUCGCGGAACUGCGACGGGCGGAAACCGGAUUUUUGCUCGGACGCGGCGUGAUUGGUGCGGCCCUCAACCGAAGGCACAGUGCGACAGUGGAAAAUAUAAAAUCUUCCGAUAGUUGUUUUACACAGCACACGACCUCCCCCGACAAGUCGUUGAGUCCUCUGGCAGCAUCUGUUACUAGUUCUUCAAAAAGAACAUCACCAAGCAGGAGCUCGGUGCACCAUUAUCCCUACAGCAUGCAGCCAAAAAGGAACCAAAAGAAGCGGCUGAAGGUGAAGUUCCAACCCGAAAAAACCUGGGUCCUGGCGGCGCACGGCUUCGUCCCGAAGAGUGAGCAGAGUUGGAUCACUUUGGAGCAGCCGGCCGUGGUUCGCGAGUUGAAGGUGUUUUUUGACAACAAGAAGCCAUUGAACUUCGGCAAACUGGAAAUUUCCGGCAUGAAGCAGGGGGUGGAAAUCUGGCGGCGGCACGUUCUGCAGCCUUCUGACCAGGCGGACUCCGCCUGUCCGGUCGGGUCCCGCGUGUUUUACCAGAAGGAGUCGCAGAAGAAGGUGCGCCAGGGGCGGGUGGUGCGCCAUUUCCCAAUGCUGGGGAUGAUGCAAAUCGAGCCCUUCAAGGGGGGCAAGAACGGGAAGGUCCUUGGUUCGCGGUUCUCUGCCUCGGCCGCGAGGUCGUCCCGGGGGCAGUACCCCUACCGGUUUCCGGUUCUGUUCCGGAAGCAGUCCGAGGUGGCCAACGACAAAGGGAUCAACUGUGCCAAGUACGCCGUCACGAGGCACUUCACGAAAAAGCUGCAGGACGAAGGCAUGGCUUCCACCGGGGCCGGGUUUGUGCGUCGUGAUCUUCAUCUCGGGGGGGAACGAGAGGCGGAGACCACGCUGACACCACCCACGUCGGUGGACGAAACUACAAGCAACAGUUCUAGAAGCAGCGCGGCUGCAGCAGGAACGCAGGCUAGUAAAAGUCAGCAAAUAAGGCCGACGUCCGGAGGGUCCUCUGAGGACUUAGUUUUCAAAAAGAAGUCACCAAUGUCCCGCCGCCGGCGCGUUGUGAAGAUCACGGACGGAGCAUUGGAAACGGUCGACACGAUCUUUUUCCGUUGGCAGUUGCGCAAACCCAGUCUCGCUGCGGAUCAGGUAGAAGAUCAAGAUAGCGAUAGCGCAUCUUCAAGAAGUAGUGGAGCAAAUGCCCCUAGUACAACCUCAUCUUCUUCAAGCCAAGAUCCUUUUUGGGGCGUGGAUUCUUUCACGCUCGCCUACGUCCAAGACCCGAUUGCGCUCUGGGACGCCCACAACCUGCGGGAAAUGUGGUACCAGGAGCAAAUGCGGCGAGCGGAGGAGAUCAUUUGGACCAACGUGCGCGACGCUUUUGAGUUCCCAAACAGCCCGCGAGACCGAAACCCGCAAGACGAUUAUCCUCGAGAAAAGUUCGUAGUACACCAAGCUGCACACCUUAAAGUAAUCAAAAUCUGGUGCUUUUUAUUUUUUCUCACGAGAAUAAAGCGACUGAGCUACAAUAAAGGCAAUGCUAUACCAUCAUAUGCAAAAGGAGAAUCAGUAUCAGAAUGUUGUAUCAUGCGGAGAAGUAGAAUGUUGAGAUACUUGGAAAGUCAUGCUGAACAUCCACCAGCGGUGGACCACUGCCACUUGCUGUGACACGACAAAUGAAUGCGGCAUGGCGAAGAAUAUUUUGGCUUCCGGUUAUUUCAAGUGCAGGUGUGCAGCUUUUCCGCUUGAUAGCUCGGCGGCCGCGGGGGGAAACACAUCUUUCGAGCCUUCGGAGAGCUUCGCGCAAGAGACCACUUCGUCCCUCCUGGAGGUGUCUACCCGGCAGCGCACCCACGAAAUAGUUCGGACGGGCAACGUGACGAAUGGGCACACAUACGACACCAGCGCAGUGAAGUCCUGGUCCGGAACCGGGUCGUACAACGACUGGUGGGCGAAGAAUGCGAUGUUCCGGGAGGAAGAGGAGGCGGGCUACCGAAUCGUUUCCAUGAACGUCACCGCCUGGGACUUUACUGCCGAGUGGAAAGCGCGGUCGGACUACAGGAAGGAGAAAGCGGCGCUAGAAGCGAAAUAUGAGUCGGAAUUAAGUGCUUGGAAAAACCGAACGGGGACAGCAACAAGCGAGGGAGGAGCUGCGGCAGAGGCAGCAGCAGGGGUCCCGGAUCCGGUUGCAAGUGCAACGUCUCCGCCGGCAGAAGAUGGUCCACCUCAGCACGUCGAGACAGAACCCGUGAAACCGACGCUCCCCGUUCUGACCGACCAAGAUUUGAACCGCGCGGCGCACUCGACGGGCGGAAAUGUCUACACGAAGCGGCGGUUUUGGUCCAAACACGCCGAAUGGACGACGUAUGGGCAUGCGAGGCCGGGGGGCUGGUUCUACCAUAACGUAUCCAGGAAAAAAACUGUGUAAGUGUAACUUUCUUUGAGGAACAGCAUCACAAAUUUGCCCUACAUGACAGAGAAAACCUGUCAUGCAUGGUUUGUAAGGGAAAACACACAUGAAAAGAGGACUUCAUGGCUGUCUGGCAUGACAGGCGUAACUCUGUUGCAUCUUCUGCAACACAAAUUUACACUUACACAGUUUUUCUUUUUUUCUUGCAUACAACGAUCUGAAGUACCAGUACGACGCUUUUCUCCGCUAUGCAAGAAAAAAACUGUGUAAGUGUAAAUCUGUGAUGCAGAAAAUGUACAACAGUUACACUUGUCAUGCGCGACAUGCAUGACCGGCUCGGUUCCUAUAUGUUUUCCCUUCCUAUCUGCGCAUAACAAGUUUUUCCUGUCAUUGCAGACAAACUUGUGAUGCUGUUUUCCCAAAAGACUUACACUAACACAGUUUUUUUCUUGGAUAUCCGCACGGUGUUCCCCGUCGUGACCGCCGGAAGUGGGGAGAAACAGACCAUCUACCGGAUAAAGUCCACCGACAUGGAGUACAAUUCCAACGUCGACGCGUUGACGGAGCAAGAAAUAGAAAACCCUAAGUGGCUGCAGGUGAUCAAGGAAAAACUGCUCUCCCUGCCCUUCCACGCGUGGAAGCUCCAAACGGACCAGUUUGACUUGCACAAACUGCUCCCGGGCUUCCCCCAGGGCUUCCCGCCGGCCGAGUACGCAGCCGUGCAGGAAAAACGAGAACUGGCGCGAUUUUUUAUCUGGCAGCAGUACGGGUUGUGGCUACGACGCCAGUCCGCGUAUUGUGAGCGGUCCGGGACCGUGUACUGGAGCAAGUUGAAGCGGCCGUGUUUCAACGAGGGGCUGUUUGAGCACAGCAGUUACGACGUUUCGGACAUUUUGAAGACCAGCAGCGUCUGGAUCCCGGAGCAAUUUUUGCAAACACCGACUAUGACCGGCUCGGGCAUGACAAACACCGGGUCCUCCUCCUUCGCGGUGGCGAAAAAGAACGUGUACGACACGUACUCGGGUGGGGAUAAAAGGUUCUACAACCGCGUCGGCACGGAGAAGGACGGCGCGGUGAAACUAGUGCACGACUCGAAGCGCGACGGCUUUUACGGAGAGGGACACAACCCGGAGCGGUUGUCGAAGCUGAUCGAGAGCAAAAAGCUCUUCAAGGAGCGCAAAUACGACGACGUGCCCGCGGUGGCCUUCGACACGAGCCAUUUACGGACCGCGGCCGACUGCAUCCGCCUCAAGGCGGACUACGAGGCCGGGCGGGACGUGACGGGAAGGCAGCGGCGUGGUCUGCUGGAGGAGUCUGGUACUAGGAGCGAGGUGGAAGUACAACGACCCAUCCCAUUUACGAACAACAACGUAGUUGUUGAAGAUUUUUAUCCGACGGAGGUGUCGAGGACGAGAGAAAUAACGCGACAGGAAGAUAAAAAUUCACACCGCUUUCGGUCGUGGCAGGCCAUCGGGAAUUUGCAACUGCAUCACCGGAUGUACUGCGGAUCCAACGACGCCAUCUUUUUCGACGAAGCGGGUGGCGUCGGCCGCCACGUCAGCUUGAAAAAGUACCGAAACGCGUGGGACUUUUAUCUCAGUCGGAAUCGGGACGACCAAUCAAACUCUUUUGAGGAUACAGAGCCGAAAAGGGUAAAGCUCGACCCGUAUUACAGUGUGGUGCAGGUGUUGCGGCAGGGGGACACGAAGAUCAACGAGAUCUCCGGGGCAGCGGUCAUGUGGAGCAGCAACGAGUUGCUGACGUCCGAUUUGCAGGUCAUCAAGCGGUAUCAAAUGUAAAAAUGUCUGGGUCUGGAAGGUUGGAACUUGUCAUGCGAAAUCUGAAUCAGGCAAAAAACUGUGUUGCAUGAUUGCCAAAAGUUGUGCACUUUUGACCUAAUCGAGAGGCAGUUUCUCAUGCAGGAUAGGCAUGAGAAUGAGAAAGGUCUCGCAGAAUCUGUCAUGCUAUGUCCUACAUACCACACCUCAUGGGUCAUGGAAAACCUGCAUGCCAAAUCUCGUAAUCUUCCAGACCCAGACAUUUUUACAAUCCAUAAGCGGUCCGAGCUGGAAAAGGCCCGGGUGCGGGAGUACAAACGGAAGUACGAGGGAAAACGGAAUUCGGAUGAGAACAAAGACGAAGCGAAAGACUUGCUCGGAUUGAUCUCUUCCAUGGUCGGCUCGCUGUUCGGCUCUGGGGACAGCAGUAAAGAAGAAGCUUCAUCCUCCGCCGAUUCCGCGGCGAGUUUGGCAAAAGGCCCCGCAGGGUUUCUUAUCGCGCCCACCGCGGUGUACACGAGCAACAGGCUGCUGCAGAUUUUGGAAGACAUCCUACAAUACCCGGACUACUUCCUCUCGGGAAUCGCGUUACCAAGGGACGUGGAGUCGCUGCAGUUGACGGAUACUACUGGAAUAAGGGACCGCGCCGGGGGGUCUUACUUCGCAGCGGAUAAUUUAAAAAAUGCCUUUCCCUCCUCUAGAAAUAGCCACAGCAAGAGCAGAAAGAAAUCUCGUAGAAAUUCCCGAAAAACUGCAUCCAAGUCCACCUCUUCUGCGAUCGUUGGCGCUGCGAAGCUGCAGUGGAACAUGGUUUCCGUGGACGGGGAAACCGGCGAGCUGUGGCAGAACGGCACGAGACGGGUUUCGAAGCUCGAUGGGGGGCCCAGUUUGCUCGUAGAGCUCGAGGAGGAACAAAAUCAUCUUCAACACAAAGAAGCGGCGCCAGCUUCCUCUACGAUCCCGGGAGCGGAAGUAGAUGCUACGACUAGCGGCGCAAGCGUCGCUUCGACCGUCGUAGCUGCGGGCGGGGAAGAACAAGGGGAAGCAGGAGUAGUACAUGACGAGGCAAGAUCUUCAGAUUCACGACAAGGGGUGAACAAAACUCCCACCACGGUAGCCUCGACCGAAAAUGAUGCUCAGGUAGAAGAAUCUUCCCAAGUGAUUGUGCCGAAGAAAUUCAGCAGAGCAGGAUCAAAAAGUCACUCUGGUGAACCAACAAGCCCCAAAAAUUCGUUGCUCGAAACCAACAGUCUGAACGACUUUCUGAUCCAAACGGCCUACCUGCUCGGGUUCCUGGGCGAGGCGGCUUCGUACGACGACCAGGGCCAGCAUCUCUCGGAUUACAAGAACUUCGAACGGUUCUUCCAAACGGUGCUCGAGCAGCGGUCCAUCGCGUUGUCGGAAGUGCUACGCGCCAUGCGGGAGUACAAAGUUUUUGGGUACUAUUCCCGCGAGUUGCUGGCAGAACAUAGGAAAAGACAGAAAAUGAUGCUGGAACAAGACCGCGGGAAGCAGGAUAGUACUUCUAAGUGGGAUCUUCAUCAUACACGAGUUGUAGAGGGAAGUAGAACAUCAAUAUCGACACCAAGAAGAACUACUACUGCGUCUUCUAGUUCCUCUGCAGAAGGGGGAGAAGAAGACGGUGCAAGCGGGUCGGGAUCGGACUACUCUUCAACGACAGGAGAUGAAUCUACGGGGUCUGCUGGAUCAGGGUCGUCCUCCGGCGUCGAGGGCAGUAGUAAUUCAAGACAUUCCGACUCCGUAGACACGGAUCUUGGGGCGGAUCUUCAAGCUGCCGCACCACCAGUCGCUCGCGAACAAGAAGAGAACGAGGCUGCUGGUGAUGAAAGCAGGAACCCUACUAGAAGCGGCCCGGUGCUGUCCGUGCUCACGCCAGAGGAUCUGGAAAAGUGCAAGCAGGAAUCUUCGAACCGGCCCGAUGGGAAGUGUACGAUGACAGGUGAAGAUUCCAGAACUACGCCCACUUCACCUCAGCUCGCUGAAAAUGGUAAUAAAGCUCCUUCGGGAUCGGGUCGUGCAGCUGUAGUAUUAGAAGAGGAACAUCACAGCCAGAACCCCUCUCACUCGACCUACGAAGGAGCAGAAGAGGACGAGCGGAUCAAAGUCAUCGUAAAGCUUCUCGAAGAAAAGGCCGACCACUUGGGCCCGGCCGAGUGGGUGAAAACGGGCCAGCACUUUCAGGGCGCGUAUUUCUGCGCGCAGGGGGAGACCCGGAUGAAAGUGAGGUUCGAAAAGGUGACGCCAAAAACUGGAGUGGCAAGCAUUUACACGGAGGACCAAGACGCACCCUUGACAGAGUUGGAGGUACUGGCUAUAUCUUCAAUGAUUAUAUAUAGAUAAUCGUCCUGGUCGUACUUUAUUUUCAAUACUAGAUCGUGACGAGUACAACUCACAGUGUAGUUUGAUUCAGCCCGAGCGUUCCUUUUGCAACCUGUUUGGUGUCUUCUUCCUCUUCACACGGUGAAGGUGAAUCUCUAUCAUCUAUUCAUGAUCUUAUCGUGGUCCUACCAGUAUUCCUUACGUUUCUCAUUUUUAUCACAGAUCACCGCCCUUCUCUCUUUCGAGACGGGUACUGGAAUCAAAGGCAGUUUCACCCUGACCGGAACCGUUUUCCUGGACACGGGUAUCAUUCACCUGGACGGGAAGGAGUGGAUCGAGCAGCCUGAGGGCUACAGCAUGGUCGGGAUCGUUGGCACGUUAUCCUGAGUAAAAGCGUCCCCAUCCCAUAGUCAAGAUGGGAAAUCUGCUAGACAAAGCAGCCAGCUUAGGUUGUUACGCAUGACACACUUGGCCUCGUAGUGUGAAAAUCGUGUUUAGCUUGUUCAGCAGCAUCACAGAUCUAGCCUAGUAUGCUGAUCGGCGCAUGACAAAUUCCAAAACGCGACUAGAAAACGCAGGUCAUGGGGCUCCGCAUGAGAAACAUUUUGAGCAUGCAGAAUUGCAUGACAGCUUCUAUGGGGUUGGGACGUGUUUACACAGGAUACACGUUCUCCAGAAAACACAUUGCGGGGAGGGACACCUUCAUCAACUACAUCGCCGCCACCGUGACCGCGGAUUUCUGCGACUACGCACGGGCGACCGACGAGUUUAUCCCGUUAGAACUGGCGGUAUGAAAUGCAAAAGCAUCGUACUAGUAUAAAUCGCAUGACAAAUUUCCUCAGCAUGGGAAAUGGAAUCUGUGAUGCUGAUUGACCUUAGGAAAAAGAUUUGUAAUGCAUAACUGCAAUUGCUACGAGUACGAUGCUUUUGCACUGGAUAGGCGGAAAAAAUCACCCCGGAUAACGCCGACGAGGAACUCGACGACACCCGUAUCACAGUGAAAAACGCCCCCACCCCCGAACUUGGGAGCAUUUGUAUUGCAAACCUUUCCAAAUGAAACACUCGCCCUCUUGCAUCUAUCAGCAUCACAGAUUUCCGAUCGUGAAUAGCAAACAUUUGUAUUGCAAAAUAUCCCAGCAAGAGCGACGCUCGUCAUGCAAGCGAUGCGACACACGCCUAGCCUCUGCAUCAGAAAGGUUCAUCUUCAUACUCCUUUCAUGCAUGACAAAAAAUUUUCAUUUGGAAACUUCGCAUCACAAAUUUUUGCAACUUUGGGGGUGGGGGGCACUUUUCACUGUAAUAACCCGGCGGAUUGUGCGCGCCAUGCACUGGGAGCUGACCCGCCUGCGGCGUCGCUGGGGCAGCAAGCUUUCAACCAUGUUCUCGGAUAUGCGGGCGGCGAAACAAGAGAAAAGCUCCGCCAAAGUCCUGUUUAUGGACAGCGACGGUGGAUCCUCGAAGGGGGGGAGCGCCGACGCGGCGAGUAACCUUUUUUCCCUCGUGAGCGACCUGCUGCGGUGAUACUUAUCUGAGAAUUAUAUCAGCGACAAGGCUUGUUCCACAUAGUAGCUCUGGAAUGGUUGAAAGUUUGGUAAAAGUAUCCGUAUAUGACCGUGUUUUACUUACUUAUUUUGGUUUGAUGACUUCUUUGUUUUGUGCUUGUCAUAUAAAUGCGCGUAUCAAUCAGUUUCAGUACUUGAAAUUAGAUUUAGAAAUGAAAAAGUAGUAGUCCGAUAUUGGCAGUUGGAGAAAUACACGAAAUGCAGCCUCUGUCGACAUGGACAUGUGCGGUGGGUGCCUAAUUUCGCACGUAGUGCAUCGAUUUUUUGCAGUCGAUGAAAACACAACCCGACGACAGAUGGAAAGAAUGGAAAUGACUUGCUUGUUGUCGAGCUCGAGUCUCAUGGUCAACACGCGAUGAUCAUAAAAUAUUGACAGGAAGUUCAUCUCCCACUAGUAGUAGGCGAAAUCGAAAUGUUGAUGGUUCAAAAGCUCCGGUACGAAAAAAAUUACCCUGGCAGUACCGAAAAUCAUUUGAAAAU